UGCACGCAAUUCUCUGUCUUUUUUCCUCUCAGCCUGGCUAUACUUAAACCCUUCUUCAUGUGUUCUUGAUACAUGGUAAACGUGAUCGAACAUCCACACGCUCUCUUUAAUCAAUCUCGUUCUCUCUAAUGUUUAAAUGCAAAACACGCAGCUGAUCGAUUAAGCGUUCGAUUCCAUUUUUCAGAAGAAAUCCGUGCAUUCAUCAUAAAAUCAUCGACCUUUUUCCCGAAGAAAACAGAGUACAGAGAAACAGGGAGGAGAAAAUGAAGAACAACGAAGAACAAGCUCGAUCUCUGCUUGGUGUUUCUCUUUCAACCAGACCCAAAUGGCAACAAUUUCUCCUUUGUUCUUCUGGAUUUUUCUUCGGGUACCUCGUUAAUGGCGUCUGCGAGGAAUAUGUAUAUAAUCGGCUUCAAUUCAGUUAUGGGUGGUACUUUACAUUCGUUCAAGGAUGGGUUUAUCUUGGUUUAAUUUACUUGCAAGGGUUCACCAUUAAGCAAAUUGUGAACCCAUGGAAGACUUAUGUCAAGCUUUCGGUUGUUCUUAUGGGCUCACAUGGGCUAACCAAAGGGUCUUUGGCUUUCCUUAAUUAUCCAGCUCAAAUUAUGUUUAAAUCUACCAAGGUUCUUCCGGUGAUGAUAAUGGGCGCAUUUAUUCCGGGUUUAAGACGAAAAUACCCUCCUCAUGAAUAUAUCUCAGCAUUUCUUCUAGUAGUAGGACUAAUCCUAUUCACUCUAGCCGAUGCAAAUACUUCACCUAAUUUUAGCAUCAUUGGAGUUCUGAUGGUAUCUGGUGCCUUAGUUAUGGACUCAUUUCUUGGAAACUUUCAAGAAGCCAUUUUUACCAUGAAUCCAGAUACAACUCAGAUGGAGAUGCUCUUUUGCUCAACGGUUGUCGGAUUGCCAUUCUUGAUUCCACCAAUGAUUUUGACUGGGGAAUUGUUCAAAGCUUGGAGUUCUUGUUCUAAGCAUCCUUAUGUCUAUGGUGUGUUGGUCUUUGAAGCAAUGGCAACAUUUAUAGGUCAAGUUUCGGUUCUUUCACUCAUUGCCAUCUUUGGAGCAGCCACCACUGCAAUGGUCACAACAGCUAGAAAGGCGGUAACUUUGCUUCUUUCAUACUUGAUAUUCACAAAGCCAUUAACAGAACAACAUUGCACUGGUUUGAUCUUGAUGUCUAUGGGGAUUGUGUUGAAGAUGGUGCCUGAAAAUAAACCUAUGCAAAUAUGGGCAUCAAAGAUUAAGGAACUUUCUUCUUUAUCAGGUGAAGAGAACACAAGAACUAGAACGGAAAAUAAUGAGGAAGAACAAAGGCCUUUGGUUUGAACAUUGAUAGAUUUUUCUUAGGGUAUAUGAUCAUUGUUUGCUUUGUGGGUAUGGACAAUACAGAUGAAUGUAUUAAAGGAUUAUCUUUGUUUUUUUGGUAGAAAUGUUCAGAGGUAUAACUUUUAAUG
Lactuca sativa (garden lettuce) is the source of this 1450-nucleotide messenger RNA. RefSeq names its product UDP-galactose/UDP-glucose transporter 2. Gene Ontology annotation, cellular component: endoplasmic reticulum membrane; Golgi membrane. The record is from RefSeq and is a predicted model, not a curated record. Gene Ontology annotation, molecular function: 3'-phosphoadenosine 5'-phosphosulfate transmembrane transporter activity. Gene Ontology annotation, biological process: transmembrane transport; 3'-phosphoadenosine 5'-phosphosulfate transport. NCBI's taxonomy places the organism in Eukaryota, Viridiplantae, Streptophyta, Magnoliopsida, Asterales, Asteraceae.